Salvia miltiorrhiza (redroot sage) is the source of this 2581-nucleotide messenger RNA. RefSeq lists its product as uncharacterized. The transcript is spliced from 13 exons. The coding region runs from base 517 to 2172 and encodes 551 amino acids. Gene Ontology annotation, molecular function: ATP binding; protein serine/threonine kinase activity. The record is from RefSeq and is a predicted model, not a curated record. Gene Ontology annotation, biological process: peptidyl-serine phosphorylation; intracellular signal transduction. NCBI's taxonomy places the organism in Eukaryota, Viridiplantae, Streptophyta, Magnoliopsida, Lamiales, Lamiaceae.
ACAGACUAACAUGAAAAAGGCAAAAAUAUGACUCAAUUUGACAAAGAUUUCCAUUUUCCCCAAAAUACCCAAUUUGUGAAGAAAGAAAAAAGUUUUAUCACUGACUAAAAAACAAAGAACUCUCUCUCCAUCUCUCUCUCUUCAACUUUUAAUGGCGAAUGAUGCCACCAAAGCAUAAAGCUCCAUUACAGGCCUCUUCUUUAACUAACUUCUCUUUCUCAGAAAAGUCUAGGGUUUGAGAAUUCACUGCUCUUUUAUUGCUACCUCCUUGGACUCCAGAGCUUUUAAAUUUUUAUGGUGGUAUUUAUAUCUCAUUAAUCUACAGCUGCUUUCUGGAUUCGAGCUGCUGAUUGGACGGUUGACGCAGUUCUACAAGCUUUCUGAUUCAAUUUUUUUGCAGCAUUCCCAAUGUACUGGAAGCUUGAUGUGGAAGGAUGGAAAUUAUUUAAGACACUAAAAUUAUAGUAUCGGGGAAUUUGUACCUGAGUUUUGGCAACAAAAGAGGAGUCGAGGUAGAUGGAAGCUGCUAGGCGUUGGUGCGCGAAGUUCCAUUCAAAGGAGAAGCAUAAGACUUCAAACAAGAAGUCUGAGCCAAGGCCUAAUGGAAAAGAAGGUUUGAAGGCACAAUUGAAUGAGGAAACGCCUUCAAAUGCAACUAAACAGAAGGCAGCUGCAGCCAAGCAGUAUAUUGAAAAGCAUUACAAGGAACAAAUGAAGAGCUUGCAGGAAAGGAGGGAGCGACGUAAUAUGCUUGAGAAGAAACUAGCUGAUGCUGACGUCUCUGCGGAAGAGCAAAACAACAUUUUGAAGUACUUAGAGAAGAAGGAAACAGAAUAUAUGCGCCUUCAGAGGCAUAAAAUGGGUGCUGAUGAUUUUGAGCCAUUAACCAUGAUUGGAAAGGGUGCAUUUGGGGAGGUUAGAAUCUGCAGGGAGAAGAAAACUGGCCAUGUUUAUGCCAUGAAAAAGCUUAAGAAAUCAGAGAUGCUUCGUAGGGGUCAGGUUGAGCAUGUAAAAGCAGAAAGGAAUUUACUAGCGGAAGUUGACAGCAAUUGCAUUGUCAAACUUUAUUGUUCUUUCCAAGAUGAAGAGUAUCUAUAUCUAAUUAUGGAAUACCUUCCUGGUGGAGAUGUGAUGACUCUACUGAUGCGUAAAGAUACAUUAACAGAAGAUGAAGCCAAAUUUUAUGUAGGAGAAACAGUUCUUGCAAUUGAAUCUAUCCACAAACACAAUUACAUUCAUAGGGAUAUCAAGCCUGAUAACUUGCUUCUUGAUAAAAAUGGUCACAUGAAGUUGUCUGAUUUUGGAUUGUGCAAACCACUGGAUUGCAGUAAUAUUCAAGAAAAGGAUUUUACUGUAGGAAACAACUAUAGUGGGGCUCUUCAAAGUGAUGGGCGUCCAGCAGCACCUAAGCGCACUCAACAGGAGCAACUGCAGCACUGGCAGCGGAACAGGAGGAUGCUUGCCUAUUCAACUGUUGGUACACCUGAUUAUAUUGCUCCAGAAGUUCUGCUGAAAAAAGGAUAUGCAAUGGAGUGUGAUUGGUGGUCUCUGGGGGCAAUCAUGUAUGAGAUGCUUGUUGGGUAUCCACCAUUUUAUUCUGAUGAGCCCAUGUCUACCUGUAGGAAGAUAGUUAACUGGAGAACUCAUUUGAAAUUUCCGGAAGAGGCGAAACUAUCGCCAGAAGCUAAAGAUCUUAUUUGUAAACUCUUGUGUAAUGUAGAGCAAAGGCUUGGUACAAGAGGUGCUGACGAAAUCAAGGCUCACCCAUGGUUCAAAGGCACUGAGUGGGAUAAAUUAUAUCAAAUGACUGCUGCAUUCAUUCCUGAAGUUAAUGGUGAACUGGAUACCCAAAACUUUGAAAAGUUUGAAGAGGCUGACAGUCAAGUCCCUUCAGCAGCAAAAUCAGGCCCCUGGAGGAAGAUGCUUUCAUCUAAGGACGUGAACUUCAUGGGAUACACCUACAAGAACUUUGAAAUCGUGAAUGAUCAUGAAGUCCCAGGAAUGGUUGAACUGAAGAAGAAGAACACCAAGCCUAAGAGACCUACUGUGAAGUCCCUUUUCAGUACGAUCCUCUUCCCUUCUCAGCUAGUUUAUGGAUAUCGUGAGUACAAAAUAACUAGGAAACACGAGGUUAGGCUGCCCUUACAUUUUCUUUUUAAUCAUAACAGGUGAGGAGUCGGACUCAGAAUCCACUCAAUCUUCAAAUGGAAGUUUCCUAAACCUGCUACCUUCCAAAUCAGAUACCCCAAAACAAUGCGAUAUAUAGGGCUCGAUAGCACCAGACUAAACACGUGGUGUAAAGCAUUUCUGGAUGGGUUCAUUUGGGUUGCCUUCCUUCUUCGUGUGUGCUUGAACUGUAAGUAUCCAUGACGAUGGCAGUUUUCCAGCUAUAUUUUCUUGAUUCAGCAACAGCUUGUGUAAAUCAUACCCUCAUUGUACAUAUCUCUCUUUACUGCUUCUCACAAAGGAUGAUGUAAUUCUUUUUGAAUUUUCAAGCUGUAGAAACUAAUUCAUUGUUCAUAGGAUCAAUUUGAACAAACUACAAUUUUGAGAGAAAAAAAAUGAAGCGUUGUUUGCCGCA